Molecule: messenger RNA, 14078 nt
Organism: Diorhabda carinulata
Lineage: Eukaryota; Metazoa; Arthropoda; Insecta; Coleoptera; Chrysomelidae
Exons: 11
Coding region: 216-14003 (4595 amino acids)
Source: RefSeq, a predicted model, not a curated record
ACCCCAUUUGACAUCAGCUCCUAACCUAAUUUUAUUUUAAUGGAAUAUUGUGAUUGUAGCAAUUGGUAUUUGCCAACUUGAUAAAUAAAGAAUCUAAGUAUUGACAUUUUAACUGACAAAGUUUAAGAAAUUUGAAGAGAGAUGUAUACAAUUAUUAUAUUCACAUUAUUUUGAACGUUCAUAGCUGAAACAAAGACUUUAUUCAAAUCACCAAAAUGACUUACGUUAACAAAAGGACAAGGGCUUUUCAGAAUCCAAAUGAAUUACAAAUAACACGAGUAAGAUCGGAAGGGCGCAUGAAAACAUAUCAAUCAGCACAGGACUUAAGAGCUUGGAGUGAUAUCACAGAGGAAAGAAGACAGUAUAUUUUAGAUUAUCAAUCCAAACCCAGGCUGGGUUUGCAUUCAGGAAAAAUAAUACCAGUGGAAUAUUUGGUCGAAUCAAUAGCAGCUUUCAAAAAUGAGAGAAUAAAACAGCUGGAACAAAGGAUCAAUUAUUUAGAAAAGAUACUCUAUUUAUACUCUCAGCUGGAUUUGGCGCCUCAACAGAAGAAAAAACUUGAUGAAUUGAAAAAGGAACUGAAUUCAGCAUAUUCUGAAUUAACAGCUCUUCAUGAGGAUGUAUGUGAAUGUACUGCAUGCCAUAACUUCCCAGAGAGUAAGAGAAAAGAAUUAGAAACCGCUUAUUCCCAUUGGGCAAAAAGAACAUUCAAGGAAGAUAAGGAUUUGAAUUCUGGUGGAACUGAAACAUUAAUAACUUGUGUUUGUGUAGCAUGCCAUAAACAUUCUGAGCCAAAGCAUCAUAAAAGUUCUGAGGUGACCAUGUCUGAUGAUAAUUUACUUAAAACAGAUCAUAAAAUACGACCAAAAAGUGUGGGUAGCAAAGAAAGUGAGCCCGACAGAACAGAUCUAAAAACUAGUUCAAAUAAAAAACGUAAAAAAUUUGAAAGAGAGAUGAUAUCAACAGAAGAAAAGACUUUAUUUGAAACAGAAGAAGACAGUAGAGUUGAAAAAACUACAGGUGUCACUAUUGAUGAAGAUUCAAAAUUAAUGAAAUAUAUACCCCAUGAAAAUAAAGUUAUUUCAAAAAGCAAAGAUGUAAAAAAAGGGAAAAGCGAAGAUGAAGAUAUGAGAGUUUCUAUAGAUAACCUCCAUAAGGAACCUCCGAAAUCAAAGAAAAGAGAUAAAAGUAGUGACAUAGAAGAUCAGGAUCAGAAUAAAAAACGUCUGAGAGAAAGAGAUCUUAGAAGCCAAGAUAAACACACCGAAGGAAAAAUAUUUUAUACAAGUAAAACAAAAGAUGGAUUAUUAGACAAUGAAAUAUAUAAAUAUGGUGUAGAGGAAGAACAAACUUCAAAUGGAAUUGAAAAAAAAAAGACUAUAAAAAAGGAAACAGAAACUUCUAGGAGAAUAGGUGAAGCUGACAGGGAUGCAACAAAAAUGAAAGAUGACUAUGGUCAAGAAUAUCGAACAGGAAAAAAAAGAAGUAGAGUAGGAUUGGACAAAAAAAAUUUGAAGAAGGAUAAUGUAACUAUUGAAAAUAAGACAAAGACACAAAAAAUACCUCUCAGUACAGAAGAGCUGAUAAAAAAAGGAGAAGAACAACCAAGGAAAGUGAAAAUGAGAGAUGAUGUCAGAGGUAAAUCGGAAGACCUGCAGGAAACAACAGAAACAAGAAAGAAAAUAUUAGAAAAUCAAAGAAUAGCUUCUGAUAAAAAGGAACUCUUGGAACAAAAACUUAAAACAGAACAAGUUCCAUCAGACAAAGAUGUAGUUAUAGAUCAAAGAGACAAAUCUUUAUCAAAAAAAGACAUGUUUGGCUAUAAAAGAAUGCCCCAAGGGCAAGAAAACGAAGAGAAGUCACUAAAGGAAAAAGUCAAAGCAGAACAAGUUCCAAGAGACAAAUAUUUAGUUGAUAAAGGUGUGACUAAAGAUCAUAGAGACAAAGGGGACUUGAAAAUGAUUCAAGAUAAAAUAUUUCAGGGAGAAAAAGAGAAACGUUCAGAUGAUGAAUUCAGAAUCAAUGAUACCAACAAAAAGGCAAUAAAGAAAAAAGUAGUUGAUGAUAGAGGAAUGAAAUUUAUAACAGAAAAGGUAUUGGAAGAGAAACAGAAACAGGUUCAUGAAAUUGGAAUAAUCACUGGUGUAAAGGAUAGGUCAGAAGAACAAACUUUAACUGGUAAUAAUACAGAAGCGCCAAAAGUAAAAGGAGUAGAUGUAAAUUAUCACAUGGAACAAGCAAGAAAAAGUAAAAUAAGAGAUGAUGCUAAAGAUAAAUCAGAAGACCUGGAGGAAACAGCAGAAAGAAGAAAGAAAAUAUUAGAAAAUCAAAGAAUAACUUCUGUGGAAAAGAAUAUACUGGGGAAAAAACGUAAAACAGAACAAGUUCAAGCAGACAGAGAUGUUGCUGUAGAUCAAAGGGACAAAGUUGAAUCAAAAAUGGAAAUGUUUGGGAACCAAAGAAUUCCUCGACAAGAAGAGAAAGCAGAGAAGCAUCCAAAGGAAAAAUUUAAAGCCGAACAGCUUCAAAGAGACAAACAUUUAGUUGAUAAAGGUGUGAAUAAAGAUCAAAGAGACAAAGAGGACUUGAAAAUGAUUGUAGAUAAACGACCUCUUCAAGAAAAAGAGAAACGUUUGGAUGAGGAAUUCAAGACCAAUGAUACAAACAAAGGGGCAAUGAAGAAAACAGUACUUGAAGAUAGGGGAAUAAAAUCUAUGGGGAAAAAGUUGUUGGAAGAGAAACCUGAACAGGUCCAUAAAAAUGAAAUAAUCACUGGAGAAAAGAAUGUUGCUGAAGAACAAACUUUAACUGGUUAUAAAGAAAAAAAGGAUAUAAAAGAGAAAGAAGAUAUAAAAGAUAUUCCAAAGAGGGCAGAUAAAGCUGACAGAGAUAUAAUCAAAAUAAAAAACAUUACUGAUUAUGGUCCUGAGGAUGAAACAGGGAGAAGGAAAAGUAGAAUAGGGUUAGAAGAAAAAAAUUUGAAGAAAGAUAGAAUAACAAUAGGAGAUAAGGCAAAGGCAGAGAAAACACCUUUCAGUACAGAAGUGCCGAUAAAAAAAGGAGUAGAUGUAAAGUAUCACAUGGAACUAGCCAAAAAAGAGAAAAUAAAAGAUAGAGCUGGAGAGAAGUCAGGAGGACCUCAAGAAACGGAAAUAACAAAAAAGAAAAUAAUAGACACUAAUGGAACAACUCCAGUAGAAAAGAAGCUGAUUAAUAAAAAAUAUGAAACAGUUCAAGAUAAAGAUGUAACUAUAGAUUCUGGAGACAAUUCUAAAUCAAAAAUGGAAAUGUUCAGCUAUAAGAGAAUACCUCUAGAAGAAGAUAAAGAAGAAGGGCCACUAAAGGAAAAGCUCCAAGCAAAACAAGUUCAAAGAGACAAAGAUUUAGUUGAUAAAAGUAAGACUAAAGACGAAAGAGGCAGAGAGGAUACGGAAGCUACAAAAAAGAAAAUAUUAGACACUAAUAGAACAACUUCAGCAGAAAAGAAGCUAAUGAAUAAAAAAUAUGAAACAGAUAAAGAUGUAACUGUAGAUGCAGGAGAUAAAGCUAAAUCAAAAAUAAAAAAGUUUAGCUAUAAGAGAAUACCUCAAGGGACAGAGCAAGAAGAGGAGCCACUAAAGGAUAAAUUGAUCGGGGAUGAAAGAUUCCAACAAGAAAAUGAUAAGAGUAUUGAUGAAGAAUCCAGAACCAAUGAUGCCAACAAAGAAGUAAUAAAGAAGAAGGAAGUCGAUGAUAGGAGAAUCAAAUCUGCAGAAGAAAAUGUGCUGGAUUAUAAACAUGUCACUAAAAAGGAUAUAAUUACUGGAGAAAAAGAGGUGCCUGAACAAUAUAAAGAAAGUAGAAAAACGGCUGGUGAUCCAGCUUCAAUGCUAAAAGUGGGAAAAGGUCUUGGAAAAGAGCAUUUAGCUGAACAGGCUAAAAAGGAACAACUUCUAUUUGACCAACAGACAAAAUAUAAUGGACAAAUAGAUCGAGAAAAGAAAGCAUUACAACAAAAUAUACUUGAAGAUAAAGACUUGAGUCCAUUAGAGAAGAAUAUCUUCAAAGGAAAGUUUAGAGAAAACCAAGACCAAAGAGCUAGGUUGCAACCAGAUGUCACUGAUAAAGUUCUAGAAAGUAAAUUUGAAGGCGAGAAAGAGGGAUUAAUACAAAUAAGGACUGAUGGCAAAAAAUUAAUAUCUAAAGAUCAAGAAGUGUUGAAUGAUAAAUUGAGAAAAGAUAAGAAUAGAAAAGAACGGUUGGAGAAAAUAGUUUUGGGAGAAGAAGCAAUAACAUCAACAGAAAAGAAAGUAAUAGACAAUGCUCGAGAAGACCUAAUGCUGGAUGUCAGAGAACAAAGAGAUAAAGAUGGGCUGAAGAGAAAAUUGAUUGGUGAUAGAAUUCAAUCACCUCGGGAAGAAAAGAUGUUGGGGAAAGCUGAAAAUGAAAAAUUCAGGAAACAGUUGGUUGAAGCUGAAGAGCCACUUAUGUCGGCACAAAAAGUGGCCUUGAAACAACGAACACUUGGGGAUGAAGAACUUACCAAUACUAAAAGAGAAAGUGAUGAAUUGAAACAGAAAAUUUUUGGAGGGAAAGAAAAGAUUUCGGAGAAAGUAAAAAAUUCAGAAGAGAUGUAUCAAGCCAAGUGGCCACAAAAAGCUAAAUUAGUUGUAGAUGAAAUUUUGGAAAAUGAUAAAGAUUUGAAACAGAAAAUUUUUGAUGACAAGAAAUUCAUACUUGAAGAAGGGAAAACGAUAGAAGAUAAAUCAAAAGCAAAAAAAGUUAUGAAAUUGCCAACUUCAGAACAGAUAUUACAUGGAUCAGAUAAACUUUCAAAAGAUGAACCGAAAAUAACAAUAUUGAACGAUAGAAAACUAACAGCAAAAGAAGAGCAGAUGUUGGAUGAACAACUGGAAAAGGAAAAUGCUGUAAAACUGAGAAGUUUUGGAGAGAAAAAGAGUUUAAGAAAAUACGAGGAAAAAAGGGAGGACAUAAAAAAGUCUUUAAAUGACUAUAAACAAUUAAUACCAAAUGAAGAAAUGGAAAAAACAUUGAUAUUUGGUGAAAAAAAAAUGCCCCUAUCUGAGGAAAAAAUGUUGAAAAGUCAGUUAACAGAAAAAAUAGCCGAGAGAGAAGAGCUGAAAGAGAAAAUGUUUGGCGGUAGGAAAUUAACACCUGAACAGGCCACUAUAUUGGAUCUGAAACUAAGAGAAGAACAGGCUCAAAAAGAAAAUGCAAAACUUGAUAAAUCAAUAAUAGCUCCGAUUGGGAAAGAACAGCGAAAGGUGCAAGUAAAUGUUUCUUCUGAUGAGAAAAAAAAACAUUUGGAGAAUAAAUUGAAAGCUCCUGCAGACAAGAAAGAAUUAAGCUCUGAAGAAAAGAAACGAUCGGAUGAUGUAUUGAAAGUCCAGCAAGUCAAAAAGCAUGUUUCUGGAAAAGAACAUGGUGAGGACUCGGAACUAUUGAAAGAAUUGCAGGAGGAAAAACGUAAAGAAAAAGCUCUCAGCGAAAGUAUAAGAAGAAAAAAGUUUGGAGAUAAAGAGCACACCCCAAAGGGACAAGAAAUAUUAGAUUCUACGAAAAUAAAACAAGAAGAAAACUUGAAAUUUUCUUUUCUUGAAAAAGAAUCAAAACCACAAGGAGAAAAAGCAUUAGAAAUUAAACUAAAAGAGGAAAAAGCAAAAAGGGACAUUUUAAAAAAUACUUUAUUUGGUAAUAGAAUACUUAGUCCCGAGGAAGAAAAAAUAUUAAAUGCAAAGAUGAGAGAAGUUCAAUAUAGUGAAGAUAUUUUAAGAAAGGAACUCACUCCUCUGGAAAAACGCGUAUCAGAUCAAAAGAUGAAAGGGAUGUCAAAAAUGCCUUCUAUAUCUCAUGUGCAAAACAAUUCGGCAAACCUUUCAAAAAUGGAACAAGGUGCUGUGAAAAAGAAUAUUCUGGGAGAUAGUGAAUCAUAUCCAAGUGAAGGAAAACUCCAUGAACAAAAAUGGAAGGAGAGCUUUAAAAAAAGUUUGUUUGAAGAAAGUAGUCCAAAUAAAGGGAAAAUCCUUGGAGAAAAAUUAAAGAGAGAAGAGCAAAAGGAUUCUGAAUUAAGAGGAAAAUUGUUAACUGCAGAAAAAGAGAGGGUAUUGGAGAAUCAAAUGAAAGAGUUGACAGAAAAUGAAUCUUUGAAAACGAAGACUUUUGAUGACAGUCUAGCAGUUCCAGAAGAGUUGCAGAUCCAAGAAAGAGAUUUUAACGAUAAACAAGCAUUACUUGGUGAUAAAAAAAUGGAAACGUUUGAAGAUGAGGAAAUAAUUACAGAAGAAGAAAAUAAGUUGAAAGCAGAAUUUGAAAAAGAAAACUUGAAGAAACGUCCUUUUGGGGGAAAAGAACUGUCAUCAAAAGAGAACCAAGAACUAUUAGAUACUUCACUGAAUGAAGAAAUUUUGUUUGGCAAUAAAGAAUUUGAUGUCAAUAAGGAGAAAUUAGAGCUUAAAAUGAAACAAUUGACAGGAAAAGAAAAGGAAGAAGCAGCAAUGAUUUCUUUGGAAGAGAAGAAAUUGUUGGAAGCAGAAGGUAAACAAGAUCAUCUUAAAAGAGAUAUUUCAAAAAAGCAAAUGUUUGGAGACAUAAAACUAUUUACCGAAGAAGAACAAUUUUUAGAAAAAUAUGAAGAAAUAAAAAAAAGAGAUAGUUUAAAUAGACGUUUGUUUGAUGAGAAAAUGCCAGACUGGAAUAAAAUCAUAGAAGGCAAAGAUACAGCAGAAACACUGGAAGGGGAUGAAAUAGAAAAGAUGGAUCAAGAUCUCGAGAAAGACAAAUUAUCGGAAGAUAAAAGGAUAGGAUUGGGAAAAAAAGAAUUGCUGGGGAAAAUUUUUUCUCCUGAAAAAGGGCAGAUUUUUAAAAAGAAAUUCGAAGAAAGUCCAUUGCAAAAAGAAAUUUAUGAACAAAAAUUCUUUGGUGAUAUAAAUUUAACAGAAGAUGAAAAAUUUGAUGAGAACAUAAAUAGAGACAAAGAUAGUUUGAAAAAAAUGAUGCUUGGGCACAAACAAUUAACUCCUGAAGAAGAAAUGUCAGAAAAUGCGUAUAAGAAGCAAAGACAAAUUGAAUUGAAAACUCACCUAUUUGGAAACAGAGAACUGACUCCAGCAGAAAUAAAAUUUCUGGAAGAAGUGUUUGAAAGGGAGCAAGCUGGAAAAAUCUCGGAACAGGAAAAAAUAGAAGAACUAGCUCGAACAGGAAGUCUUGGACAGAGUUUAUAUGAAGGAAAUAAAUUAUUUCCAGAACAAUUGAAAGUACCAAUUUUACAGAAGGAUGCGUUAAGCAAAGACCUUUUUGGUUACGGAGAAGAAGAAGGUGUAGAAAAAGUUUUAAUGAAAAAAGUUCUUGACAACGACACCAUGAAAACCAGAAUAUUCAGUAAGAAACAAUUAUUUCCUGGAAAAGAACUAUUAGAAAAAAAAUCUGAAGCAGAUAAUUCACUAAAAGAAGAAUUGAAGCAAAACUUUGUUGGAGAUAGGAAAAUUACUCUGGAAAAAGAUCAAAUGCAGCAAGAAAAGUUGAAUGAACAAGUUCGAAGGGAAAGUUUAAAGAAAAAAUUGUUUGGCGAUAAAGAACUCACCUUAGAAGAAGCGGAGUUAUUGGAAGCUAAAUUAAAAGAAGAAAGGCUACGAAUGAAACCUAUUUGUAAAGGUGUUUGUGUAGGAUCUUUAAAAUCAAUUAACCAAGAAGAAAUAUGCGUAACUGGGAAAAAAAUUUCACGCUACAAACACCCUGAAUUUAAAAAAACUCUUUUAGAAAAAUCUAUCUCUCUAAAUAAAACUUAUGCGGGUUGUGACACAAUUAAUAAAUACGAUCAAGAUAUUAAUAUGAAAGCAGAAAAACGAAAAUGCUCCAAACUGACAAAAGUUCUACAUGAAAGGAUUUUAUCUCCAAACAAAUGCAAUGCGCCAUGUAAUACCGAUCUACAACUCAAGAAAGUACCAAAAAGUUGUGGAAAAAUAGGGACAGAACCAAUCAUUAUCACACCUGAUAAAAUAAGAUCAAAAGAAACUGAUAACUUUAAAGCAUCACAAAAAAAAUGUGUUGCGCCGUGUAAUAAUGAUCGACAAUUUAAGAAAGCACCAAAAAUGUAUGGAAAAUUUGUUGAAGAACCAAUUACCGGAUUUGAACAACUGAAAUCGAAAGAUAAAAGUGAUCCACCCAAAGCACGAUCAAAAAAAUGCAAUGUUUCAUAUAAUACCGACCAACAUGUCGAAAAAUUACCAGAAAGGUAUGAAAAAAUUGACACAGAACCAAUUAUUAUUAGAUCUGAUAAAAUGAGGCAAAGAGGAGAAAGAGACCUCAAGAAAACACCGAAAAUAAAAUGCAAUGCUCCAUGUAACGAAGACGAACAAUUAAAGAAAUCAGUAAGAUAUGGAAAAAUGGAUACAGAACCGAUUAUCAACAGAUGUACUAAGAUUAGAACACACGAAAUCUGUAAACAUAAUAAAACACAAGCAAAGGUUUUAAGCUAUCAAUCAAUAGAUAAAUGUCACACAGCAUGUAACACAGACGAAAAACUAGAGGAACAAAUUUUUAUUAUUGAUAGCUCAAAAAGCGAACACAAAAAAUGCCUAUUAUCUAAAAGUGAAUCUACCUUUAAGAAUACCCAAAUAGAUAUUGACAUUCAAAUCGGUAAAAAAGGAAAACAUAUAAAAAUGUGCAAAAAAAUGUCCCCUGGAUAUAAUUCGAAUGCAUUUUAUUCCCAAAAGACCUCCCCCCAACUGUGUAAAUCAAUACGCUUGGAAGAGCAGAAGAAAACAAUAACUACUAUAAAUAUUAAUAUCCCAUUAUUUGAUGAUGUUACAUCUAGAGUUGUUAAGACGUCAGAAAAUAAUCUAGAGGUUGAAAUUGAAGCGAAAGCAUCAAAAAAUGUUAAUAAACUAAAAAAUACACAAAGUACUUGUGAAUGUUCUGGGAAAAAUGAAGUACAUGACAAAGCUUCGGUACCUGAAAAUAUAAUAAAACCCAAUGUUACUGAUAUGAUCGACGAAGACCACUCAGAAAAGGCUUUAGAAAUUAUGAAAAAUUUCUUUUCUUGUGAAAAUAUAUGUCCUAAUCUUUGCUCAUCAACGUUAUCUGAACAAUUCCAAGAAUCAUUGGAAUAUAAAACUAAAUCCAAUGCUUCACCUUUAUUUAAAGAAUCAUGUGGAGCGAUUUGUAUAGGAAAUAAACUUUCUUCUAAACAACAAACUAAUCUUAAAGGUUUAGAGAAAGUAAAAAAAAAAUUAUUCAAACAACAGGUUAAUCCUGAAAGUUGUGAAUUUGAUGCCAUCCAAUUAGAAGAAGAAAUAUAUUUUGAUGCCCUUGAUAAAGAACAUAUUCAGGAGAAGAAAGAACUUGCAGCAACCGAAAAAUCGUUUUUGUUAUUGAAGCAACUGCCUCAAUCAAAAUUAUCUCAAGAAAAGAUUUCAAUAUCCCAGUUACCAAUGGUAGAGGAUGUUGAUGUCAUAUUACCAAACUUUGAUGAAAUAACAAUUUCACAAGAUACUUUGCCUUCUGUAAUUAUUCCCAAGGAAGAAACUAAAUCUAAAAUACCUGGAGAGAAGUAUCGACAUAUAGAUGUUAAAAAAAAGGAAUCAAACGAGGAAAAAAAUAUAGUAAUAAUAUCAGAAGAAUCGAGAGGUAUUAGAGAAGCAAAAUCAACAAAUAAAAACCAAUCAAAAUAUUCUCAAACAGAAGAUUUGACUAUUCCUGUAAUAUCGCACGAAUUAGAUGUUAAAAGAGAAUACUUGGAAACUAUAAAAAAAAAUACGGGAUCGGGAAGACAAUUAACAUCCAAAGAUAAAAUUAUGUUUAUAUUAUCGGAAAAAGGAAAGGAAAAUUCAAAUCACAAAGAGUCUGAGAUAUUAGAGAAACAGAGUAGUAUCAAGAAAAGUGGCGUUUUAAAUGAGAAAGAUUCUAUAAAACAGAUAUUCAAUAAACAAGCAGGAAAAAUAAAAACUGAAGAAUUUGUUAGAGAUGGCUCACCAAUUGUAAAAGAAGAAAUUGCUCCUGAGAAUGAAAAAAGUGUGACAAAAGAUUCGAUUGAAACGAUUCAGCUUAAUGAAGACAUAAUGAAAGCAGUAGAGAAGAAGAAAGAAGUUGAUUGCUCUGAGAUCUUAAAUGUCAAGGUUGUUGAUACAAAGGAAAUGAAAGGAGCUGUAGUUGAUGGAAUUGAAGAAACUGAUAUAAAAGAUAAAACUGGAGAAAUUUUAGAUGCUGAAAAUUCGAAAAUGUUUGGUGGAGACAAAGGUGUAUUGGAAUUGACGUUUAUUAAAAAUAAUAAAUGUGUUGCACCAUGUGCUAUGCCUACUAGCGAUAUAAUCAAAAUGAAACGAAUACCAUACAACGAAGAUAUUCCUCCAAUAAUAAGCACUUGUAUUAAAAUUAAAGCUGAAGUAAGAGAAGUACCUGAACAACCUUCAUUUAUUGAAAAUAUAUGUACGGCAACCUGUGCCUGGCAGUCAAAACAAGUACAAGCACAUAGAUGCAAUGAAUUUUCUCAAUGUGGUUGUAGCAUUUCAUCAUGUAUAUGCCUUCAAUCAAAUAAAAAAUGUCCACUAAUAAGUCAAGCAAACAUAUAUACACAAACUACAUCGAGAGGAAGUGAUGAAUUCUCUAAUAUUCACGAUGUGAAACCAGCUAAGAAACUUCCAAUAUGCCCUUGUAGAGAACUAAUGCAUUAUACUAAUAAAAUAACCUACUUCUCACUUAACAAAUAUCAUUUACCCUUUGAACAAUGGUCUAUUGAUGUACAAAAAUUCAAAGAUAAAGCAUCCGUAGUAGCAAGAUCUGGUUUUUUUGUAAUUCUACCUGAUAAAAUUCUUAAUCUGAAUUCAUUGAUACCCAGAGGUUACUCACCUCAAUACCUGGAGCCAAGCAUAGAAGAAACACAAGAAGAUGAGAAUUCUUUGACAUCAAUAUUUCAAACAGACUAUCCCGGAUCCUAUGUGUUAAGUGAAGGACUCGAACAACAUUUUACAGAUAAUAGUUCGACUCGUUCAAGAAUCGUAUCCCAACUAUCAUCAAUCAGUAUAACAAACAUUUCCAGUGAAUCAACACCACCACGUUUUUCAAACAUCAAUUCGAGGAUCAAGAGUGAAGAAGAAAAUUUCAGAAAUGAUAUAAUUCUUUACUAUAAAUUCUCUACACCAUCUUUAUCUAUUAGUAUUGACGAUAUAUCUAAAACCGAUGAAGAAACCGAGUUAAAAGCUAAAAUAGAAGAGAUAGAAACUGACGACGACUUUAGAGAACACAUAUCAAAAUGUCAAAGGAAAGUGAAAGACGAGAACAAAGAUGGCACAGACGAGGAGGAAGAAACGGUUAAAGAGCAAACUUUUAUAUCAAAAUUUUCAACAAAAGAUAAAGAAAAUGUUAGUACUGAAGUUAAAGCAAUUACAUCUACAGGGGAUAACUGUCAGUCAGUUAUUGCUCAAGAAGUAGCAAUUUUAUUGAAUGAUGGAGAAAGUGUACAGACUGAUUUAGAUACAGAUAUGUAUAUAAACAAUAUUCAGUAUCUUGUUCAGAAUAUUGACAAAAUAAAACUUACUCAGUUGAAAAAUGAUAACGUAUUAAAAAUUACAAGAGACCAACCAAAUGCUACAGAUGUAUCAACUAAUAUUUUUAAGAUCAAAAGAAGUACCUGUGAAAUGCAAGUUGGUAACAAAAAGGCCAGAGACGAUAAAGAAAGCAUAAAAUCCAAAGGAAUUGUGGAAGGCAUGGAAACAUACAAUUGCAAAAAUAUAUACAAUCAAAUUAAGGGGGAUGAAAAAGUACAACAAAAAUCUUCUGAAACAGAUAAAGAUGAGCUAUUUGAAGAUGCAGUGGAUCAAACUCCAAAAUCAUCUCAAGUUUUAAAAAUGCUCCCAGGACAAAGUACACAUAUACAUACAAAAAUGAGUAAAAUAACUGAAACCAUAAUUUCAGAACUGGAAAUUCCUGAAUCGAGUUUAUCUCAUAAAAAAAAGUUUAAGUUAAGGUUAAUGCAGAAGAUUAAAUCUGUUUUAAGACAAUUUCCAAUAAACAAAAGUCGAUCAGAAAAAUCUGGCUAUUUCAAAAUAAAACGUUCUAAAUUUUCUACUUAUUAUUUUUUGAUAGCACAACAUUCAAAACAGUAUCAAUUGAUGAAAAAAAAGGAAGAAAGGUGUAACUUUGGUAAAAUCGGCAGAAAAAGCUGUAGACGAAGAGGAAGCUUGAACAAUGGCAAUAAAAAACAAAAUAUUAAGAAAAGAAGAAUUAAUAUAAAAAGUCAGUCAAAACAAGAAAUGGGUAGACUUAUUUUAAAUUGCACGACAAUAGGUUCUAAAGAAAAUUUAUAUGCUUCAGUUAUUCCUAAAGAUACUGAAAUAAUUGCAUUGAGGAAUAAUCUAGUGGCUGAAGAAUCAUAUGGUAGAGGACAAGAAAAUAUGACUUCCGCUAUGAUAUCUCACUUGAACAGCAAAAAAGAAGUAGCUGAGAAACAAGAUGACUCAAAAAAUCAACAGGAACUGCGGGAAAGUUAUGAAGAACAAAAACUUUGCUAUGUAGAGGCUGCUUCCAAAGACGAUGCCGAAAAAGCAGCUCCUUCUAAUUUACCCCAAAACCUAGAAAUCUUACUAAUGGACAAUGAAAUCAAACAAUUGGACCAGAAUAUCAAACAGAUGCGCAAUCAAGACAUUACACCUGAAUUGCGGGUUAGAAUAAUAAGAAAGGAAGUAGAGGUAAUGAAAAAAUAUUGCUCACAACUGUCAAUCAUACAAAGAGAAAAUGACAAACUGAAGGAGCAAAUAUUUUUUUAUGAAGACUCAUUCUCCAAAUUAGGAUGCUUUCCAGUCAGUCCAAAGUUAAUAGAAGAACUCAAACUCAAAAUUGAAGCCACCAAUGAAGAGAAACAGCUAAGAGAAAAAGUUCGCAAUUUAGAAAAAGAACUUUGUUUGUACACCUACUCACUCAAAGAUGUUGAAGUGCUCAGGCAAAGAUCUCUACUUCUAGAGGAAGUCUUGACAGAUCGAGAAAGACUAAGUCAAAAAGUAGAACAACUGGGUAUUCUAGAUCAAGAAAUUCAUAAUUUAAAAAAGAAAGCAGCUAUAGUGGAUGAACUGGAGAAUUGUGUUUUAAAAAUGAGAAGAGAGAAAAAUUUUUUGGAAAUAGAAUUGAAUCAAUUAAAACGGAAAUUGUCUAUUGUCGAAGGAGAAGAAUUCAACAGAAAAGCGGAAAGAGAGAUUUUAGAAUCCAAAAUUGUUUGCAUGGAACAGAAAAUAACAAAUCUCAAAUCCUUAUGUGAAGACAAAGAAAGAUUAAGGGUAGAACGUGAUCAUCUGAAGUACAGUCUUGAGGAAAUGAUAAGGAAGUUAGAAGAUGUUGAGAAAAUGAGGAAACAAAUUCAAUGUUUGGAAGCAUUGAAAGCUGAGCGUGAUAUAUUCAAAUCAAAAUAUGAAACUCUGAUUGGAUUGGAACAUGAAUGUGAUUUAUUGAGAGAUCAACUAGAUAGAACAAAAUAUGUAGAAAUAGAGCGAAAUUCCUUAGAAAUUCGGUUAGAAGAUUUGGAAGCUUGCUUAGAAGAUCAAGAAAAUGAAAAAAAGAGAUUGGUUCAUUAUAUAAAUACAUUAUCUAAAGCAAGGGAUGAGGAACAAGAGAAGUUCAACAAAUAUGCAAACCAAAUGAGAGUAGAAAUUGAGAAGAAAGAUAGUUUGAUAACUUCUACCCAAGAAAAAUUAAGUUUUUUAGUAACUAGACUUGAAGAUUCUGUCAAUGACCUUAAUUCUCAAACACUAGAACAUAAAAGUAAAACCAGUAACUUAGAAUCAGACAUUAAUACUUUAACUCUUAAAUUAAAUAAUUUGAAAGCAAAAAACGAGAAGUUGGUGGACUGUCUUAGUAACAUCGAAAAUGAAAAUCAAAGAUUGAUACAACAUAUCAUGGACUUGAAGAAAGAAAAUGAUAAUCUUAUAAAAAAUCUCAAAAAUCUAAAAGAGACUAAUAUUUUUCUGAAGAAAACAUUGGAAGAAAAAGAAGAUUCGUUGAACUCGACAAGUGAAGCUUAGAAAUCUAAAACAGAAUGUGUCGUGUUACAGUAAAUGCCAUUUUUAUACCGUAUUAAUAAAUUAUAUGAUUUUUCA